AUGACGAUAAUUUUGGAUCCUGAUAGAGUUUGGAUAGACGGCUGCUUUGACUUCACACAUCAUGGGCAUGCGGGAGCUAUCUUGCAAGCUCGUCAAACGGUUUCAAAAGAAAAUGGUAAACUUUUCUGUGGUGUGCAUACCGAUCACGAUAUUCAACAUAAUAAGGGUUCGCCUGUCAUGAAUUCACAAGAAAGAUAUGAACAUACCAGAGCAAAUAGGUGGUGUUCAAAAGUGGUUGAAGCUGCGCCGUAUGUGACAGAUCCCGAUUGGAUGGAUAGGUACCAAUGCCAAUACGUUGUUCAUGGUGACGACAUCACCCUGGAUGCUAACGGAGAAGAUUGUUAUAAAGUGGUCAAAGAAAUGGGACGGUUUAAAGUUGUCAAAAGAACAUACGGAGUAAGUACUACCGAGAUCAUACAUAGAAUAUUAACAAAUAAUACGUUGGCGCCUACUCAUCCUGAUUAUUAUGCUAACACUCAAGAGCUAGGUUUUUAUUCAGUUGCCGAAGAUGCGGUUUCAAAACAUUGUUAUGUUUUUCAAAAAGAUUUGAGUAACGUCCUGGUAAGUGGUGGAUACGAUUUCAACGUAGAAGAUUGCGUUUAUGUUGAUGGAGAUUUCGACUUAUUUCACAUGGGAGAUAUUGACCAGUUAAGGAAGUUGAAAAUGGAUCUCCACCCAGACAAAAAGCUGAUUGUCGGCAUCACCACAAAUGAUUACUCAAGCACAAUCAUGACGAUGAAAGAGCGUUCUUUAAGCGUUCUAAGUUGUAGAUAUGUCGAUGCAGUUAUUAUUAAUGCUGAUGCUGACGCAUUAGCUCAGUGUAAUUGGAAAAAAUAUCGUAUAGGCACGGCUGUCCUCACGGAAGGCGGAAAGUUUAGCGAAUACUUGACUAAAGACGUCAUCGUCAAAAGAAUAGAAUCUCGAAGGGAUGUCUAUGUUGCGAGAAACCAAAAGAAAGGUAUGUCCAUUUAA
This is a messenger RNA of Saccharomyces eubayanus, 972 nucleotides long. RefSeq names its product ethanolamine-phosphate cytidylyltransferase (gene ECT1). The record is from RefSeq and is a predicted model, not a curated record. Gene Ontology annotation, cellular component: cytoplasm. NCBI's taxonomy places the organism in Eukaryota, Fungi, Ascomycota, Saccharomycetes, Saccharomycetales, Saccharomycetaceae. Gene Ontology annotation, biological process: phosphatidylethanolamine biosynthetic process. The transcript has a single exon. Bases 1 to 972 code for a protein of 323 amino acids. Gene Ontology annotation, molecular function: ethanolamine-phosphate cytidylyltransferase activity.